This is a messenger RNA of Cebus imitator (Panamanian white-faced capuchin), 1860 nucleotides long. It is a transcript of the gene BPI, whose product is annotated as bactericidal permeability increasing protein. Gene Ontology annotation, molecular function: lipopolysaccharide binding. Gene Ontology annotation, biological process: innate immune response; defense response to Gram-negative bacterium; negative regulation of macrophage activation. NCBI's taxonomy places the organism in Eukaryota, Metazoa, Chordata, Mammalia, Primates, Cebidae. The coding region runs from base 96 to 1547 and encodes 483 amino acids. The transcript is spliced from 15 exons. The record is from RefSeq and is a predicted model, not a curated record.
UACUGACUUGCAUUUCCCCAGUCGACUCCUUUAUAGCUCCCUGGUUCCGCUCCAAGGCCUGGAGGUUUUGGCAGCUCUGGAGGACAAGGGAGGACAUGGCCAGGGGCCCUUGCAACGCGCCAAGAUGGGCCUCCCUGCUGGUGCUGGUCGUCGUGGGCACAGCCGUGGCAGCAGCCAUCAACCCUGGCGUCGUGGUCAGAAUCUCCCAGAAGGGCCUGGACUACGCCACCCAGCAGGGGACGGCCGCACUGCAGAAGGAGCUGGAGAGGAUCAAGAUUCCUGACUACUCAGGAAGCUUUAAGAUCAAGCUUCUUGGGAAAGGGCAUUAUAGCUUCUACAGCAUGGACAUCCGUGAAUUCCAGCUUCCCAGUGCCCAGAUAAGAAUGGUGCCCAAUGUGGGCCUUAAGUUCUCCAUCAGCAACGCCAAUAUCAAGAUCAGUGGGAAGUGGAAGGCACGCAAAAGUUUCUUAAAAACGAGCGGCGAGUUUGACCUGAGUAUAGGUGGCAUGUCCAUUUCGGCUGAUCUGAUGCUGGGCAGUAACCUGACGUCAGGCAAGCCCACCGUCACCUGCGCCAGCUGCAGCAGCCACAUCAGCAGUGUCCACGUGCACAUCUCAAACAGCAAAGUGGGGUGGCUGAUCCAACUCUUCCACAAAAAAAUUGAGUCUGCGCUUCGAAACAAGUUGAACAGCCAGGUCUGCCAGAAAGUGACCAGCUCUGUAUCCUCUGAGCUGCAACCGUAUUUCCAGACUCUACCAGUGAUGACCAAAAUAGAUGCUGUGGCUGGAAUCGACUAUGGUCUGGUGGCACCUCCAACAAUCACAGCUGAGACCCUGGACGCACAGAUGAAGGGGGAGUUUUACCGUCUGAACCACCACAAUCCACCUCCCUUUGCUCCACCAGUGAUGGAGUUUCCCGCUGUCCACGACCACAUGGUAUACCUGGGCCUCUCUGACUAUUUCUUCAACACAGCUGGGCUUGUAUACCAAGAGGCUGGGGUCUUGAAGAUGACCCUUACAGAUGACAUGAUUCCAAAGGAGUCCAGAUUUCGACUGACAACCAAAUUCUUUGGAAGCUUCCUACCCGAGGUGGCCAAGAUGUUUCCCAACAUGAAGAUGCAGAUCCACAUCUCAGCCUCUGUCCCGCCGCAACUGUCCGUGCAGCCCACCGGCCUCACCUUCUUCCCUGCCCUGGACAUCCAGGCCUUUGCCGUCCUCGCCAACUCCUCCCUGGCUUCUCUCUUCCUGAUCGGCAUGAGCACGCAUGGUUCCCUGGAGGUCAGCGCCAGGUCCGACAGGCUUGUUGGAGAGCUCAACGUAGAUAGGCUGCUCCUGGAACUGAAGCACUCCACUAUCGGCCCCUUCCCGGUUGAAUUGCUGCAGGAUAUCAUGAACUACAUUGUACCCACCCUUGUGCUGCCCAGGGUUAACGAGAGGCUGCAGAAAGGCUUCCCUCUCCCGAUGCCUGCCAGGGUCCAGUUCUACAACAUGGUGCUUCAGCCUCACCAGAACUUCCUGCUGUUUGGUGCAGAUGUUGUCUAUAAAUGAAGGCGCCAGGGGUGCUGGGGGCUCUCAGCUGCACCUGUUCCUGAUGGGCCGUGGGGCACAAGCUGCCUUUCCCCAGGGAAUCCUCUCCGGAUCUUAACCAAGAGCCUCUUGCAAAUUUCCUCAGUUUCAGAAAUGAUCUAAACAUGAGGAAACCUCAUUCACUGGAAGUGUGUGGUGUGUAUUUUAGGGUUAUGAGCUUCUUUCAAGGGCUAAGGCUGCACAGAUAUUUCCUCCAGGAAUUCUGUUUCAGUUGUAACCAAGAAAUUUCCAUUUGUGCUUCAUGAAAAAAAACUUCUGGCUUUUUUCCUGUGGA